GGCAGAUUUUCCUGGUGUGAGAUGUGUUGUGUGCGUGUCCGGAGUGAAUGCACAGCAGAGAUUGAUCGGAGCGCUGAGACGAGGAACUAGCUGCGGGAUACUGCCAAUACCAAUCCAAAGCGAAUUCUUAAUAAAACAACAACAUAAACAAACUAUCGCCCACGCGGGUGACCGCUGCUAAUUGGACUUUUCGCACCAGUUUUGUUUUUGUCGGUUGCUUCGCUCCUGUAGUAAACUCUUUUCCUCCUUUACGCGUUGGGUUUUUGAUGCGGUUGCUCGUCAGAGGCAUCGGAAGCGCAGCGGACGGGAGGAGACCGGAGGCCCCAUUUCCCGGCAUCGCCGCCGGUCCACCUCUGCUUCUCCCGUGGAGUAUUUGAGCCCCUCACUACCGCAACCUGGAUGGAUGGGUAUGGGGAAAGCAGGAUUUUACUACCCCGGGGCUGACCGCCUCCUCCAUCCACCGCCACUUCUAUCUCUCAUUGUAUUGAUCACUUUCUCAUCCAGGGUCCAAAUAGGGCUGUCCCAGACCCCACAGUGCCACAUACAGAAGUGCACCAUGGACUUUGUGUCUCUGACAUCCCACCUGAGCCCGGCGCUGGAUGACUUCGACACAGAGUUCUGCAAGGCUCUGCGGGCCUACUCCGCCUGCACGCAGCGCACUGCCAAGAGCUGCCGCGGCAACCUGGUCUUCCACUCUGCCGUGCUGGGCAUCAGCGACCUCAUGACCCAGCGCAACUGCUCCAAGGAUGGGCCUACGUCCUCCACCCAGCCGGAGGCCACCGUGGAGCCCUGCAACUACCACAACCGCCACCACAGUCCCAAGCCUGGGGGAGAGAACACACGGCCCACCUACCUCUUCUGCGGCCUGUUCGGGGACCCCCACCUCAGGACGUUCAAGGACCACUUUCAGACCUGCAAGGUGGAGGGGGCGUGGCCCCUUAUCGACAACAACUACCUGUCCGUGCAGGUGACCAAUGUUCCCGUGGUGCCCGGCUCCAGCGCCACGGCAACCAACAAGAUCACGAUCAUCUUCAAGCCGUACCAGGACUGCACGGAUCAGAAGGUGUACCAGGCGGUGACGGACGACCUCCCGGCCGCGUUCGUGGAUGGCUCGGUGAGCGGGGGGGAGGGCGACGUGCGCAGCCUGUGGGUGGUGGAGAAGGGCGCGGGCCGGCACGUGGAGAUCCAGGCCGGCUACAUGGGCGUGACGGUCAUCGUGCGUCAGCAGGGCCGGUACCUGACGCUGGCGGUGCGAAUGCCCGAGGAGCUGGCCCAGGCCUACGAUGAGACGCAGGACCUGCAGCUGUGUGUGAACGGCUGCCCCACGGCCGAACGCAUCGACCAGGACGGGCUCCUGCCCCUGCCCCCGCCGGCCCUGGGGCUGCAGCACCAGCAGAGCCACCCCCCCAGGGCCCCCCCGCGAGGAGGCUUCACCCGCCAGAGCGCCAUGGCCCGGUGCCAGGAGCAGCUGCAGGUGAAGGACAUCUACUUCCACUCCUGCGUCUUCGACCUGCUCACCACCGGAGACGUCAACUUCACCUCCGCCGCCUACCACGCCCUCAAAGACAUGGAGACACUCCACCCCAAGAGGGAACGCUGGCACAUCUUUCCCCGGGCAAACUCCUGCCCCUCCCCUGCACCCUUUGUCCACCACCUGCUCCUCCUCAUCCUCAUCACCGCCAUGCUUUUGUAGGACCUUUGUGUAUGAAACUUGAGAAGAUUAUAUAUAUAUUGUCAUAAUAUAUUGAAGAAGGAAGGUGACAAACAAACAAGAUAAGAUAUAUAUGUAUAUACUGUGUAUAUGAAGGGUGGCUCGAGUCUGAAGAAAAGACACAUUCCUGACUGUAAAUAUGAUGUACAUUUCAUUUCCAGGAAGGCUGGAUGCAGUUUUUUUUUUGGUGACUUUUUGUGGUUCUUGUAUACCUCAAAAUUGAGGAUGUUGUUUAAACAAAGCACUUUAAUUUGUUUUAUUAUACCUUUUUUUUUUUUUUUUUUGCAAAUACGAAGCAGUGUUCCCUUGGACCCAAAAUAAGUCUGCUCAGAUCUUUCUCUUUGCUGGGCUUUCCUCUUUCUAACUCUAGUGCUUUGAAGUUUUUCAGUGGAUUUGUAUAUAGAUGUUGCCACCCUUAAGCGAACAGUCCGAGACGGUGCAGGACCGAGACGGCUUGUUGACACUAUCUGCACGUCGACUCAUUCACGUUCGCCAUAUCUCUUUAGGAUAUUUUACAUCUGUUGUAUUUAUUAGCCUCAGUGUGUUAAUAAUGCAGUUGAACAUAGCUUUCGAGUCUUUAAGUUAGAGUACCAGUAUACUCUUUAGAAUAUGUAGUAAAACAACCGAAAGAUCCACAGCCUGGAACUAGUGUGCCACACUCCCAAAUUAUAGGAGUCAUAAUUAUACUGUACAUAUGAGUGAUUGUUAAAUAGCAUUCUGGGGAAGCCAUCUUAUGAUUCGAAGACAGUUAAUCAGUCUCAAAACAAAAUUGAAUCAUCACAACUUUCAGUGCUCAAAGUAUAGCAUCUUUCCUUUGAGAAGAAACUAAAGCAUUUAUAAUUUAGGGAACAAAGGCAGAAUUUAUUGAAGAACUGAGAGCAAGUUGAUGUGUAAUGAAUUUUUACUUUAUAGAAAAUUGUUGGAUUGAAGUGGAGAGACAUACUGUUGAUGUGCUAACACUUUUAACACCUGCCUUAGCUUUUUUAUUCUUACCUGUGGAUGUCUUGCCAAAACCCUCCAGUUCUAUCAAUACAUCCGACAGGUCUUUUCCGCAGGAGUCGGGAAGAAUGACAGGCAAUGUGUGAAUGACCCGUUUUGUGCUUCUCAGUUUUCUCAACUUUGAUGGGUAUGUGUGGCUCAGGAGUUAUGGUUUUGGGUGAACUCUCAAAAUAGGAGUUCAUCUUAAUUUAUCAAGGGAACAGACUGACUCUGACAAUGUAUGUUGGACUAGGGAAGUCUGGGGGGGAUGACGUCUAUGGUACGUAUUUUAUACAGCUGCAUUUAUCCUUGGGUGUAGCUGGCGUGAUGGUAUCUUGCUCAUGUUCUGUACAUCCAGUGCAGCUCUGACCAGUAUACAGUACAGCGGGUACUUGUAAUCCAGUUGACAAAAACUUGCAUAGAAUUUCAGACCAAAUGAACGGUCCUGUCCGAGUGGACUAUGUGAAGCCCUUUCUUCUAUUUGCCCAGAGAGGCAAACGGAACCAGACAAUCCUCCUCAGAACGCUCCCAAAGGUUCUGUCUGUCCCUGGUGUGGUUGGGUUCUCCAGCAAUUUGGAAUGGAACUUUUAGACAUUCUUCAAUAACAAGCAGAACAUUAACCCUGCAGAGAGGGUUCUGCACUUUCCAGUUGCUUUAUUCCAGCGCUUUCUCUUUUGUCAGCCAUGUUUGUUUCCAUUUGUAUUCUCAGUCUGUGAUGUUGUUUACAGCCAAAGCCAUUCUCAUCUUCCAAUGUCAUUUACAAAGAAACAUCAUGAGCACCUUUACACCUGUAAAACCCCCAUCUGUGUUGCUGUAGUACCCACAUCAUUGAAAGCACAAUGAAGAUGUGUCUGCAUGUAAAAGGGCAGUUUAUAGUUCCGCGAUGUAUGAUCGUUGCCCCCAGCGAUUAUCACAUUUGAUGGUCGGUCGUAACGACUUUUACUUGAUACUCGAUCAACGGACAAAAAGUUGUUAUUAUCAUCGUUGUGCCCAUCGCUGAGACAUAAAUUGUGAACUUUGAUCCCAUCGCUGGCUUAUUUGUCAUGACAACCUUAUUAUGGAACGUUCUCAUCUGUAAAUAUCUUUACGAAGUGUCACCAACUAGCUAUCGCCUAUUUAUAAACUGGCCUGUAUACGCCUGAGCGCACACCACGUAUUGCUGGUUGAGCGUUAAUCGCGGGCACUGGUUGUUUCAUUUAGCGCGCGUUUGAUUGGGAGUCCGUUUGAAGGAAGGCGAUGUGUGGGACAGCCGUGAUCCCGGAGAAAUCGCACAUGAAAGGUUUGCGUCAGGGCUCAAUUCAUCAUCCCACACCACAGCGCACCCCGCGCUACAGUCCGGCAGAAAAUUGAAUUUAAUUUCAACCCCCGGCUGACAUUGAAACCCAUUUGCCUCGGGCAGGUAGAAGGUGAAAUCCUAUGAAAUUGCAUUUCGGGGAAAUUGUUCAUCGGUCCAGUUCUCUUGUAAAAGCACUCCAGGUCACGAGGCUUCACAUGUGGCUUUGUACGCCGUUCUUUCUGUUAUGAACAGAGCAGCAUUUAACACUACCCGCUAACUCUGUCAACCUUUGAAUCUUGCUACUGUAGAUUAAUUCUAAUUCUUUGCAACUACUGCAAUUGCCGACGAGCUGCUACCAUACUGUGACGAGUUUCGAGUUUUAUAGUCUGUAGACGGAACACUGGGAGUUUUCUUCUUUUUUUCCUUUUUUCUUUCUUUCUCACAGGCAGUGGUUUGCAGAAGCAUCGAUAUCCCGUAUAUCCCACAAUGCAUCAUUGAGUGACAUAUCUAUGACCAGAACAAGACCUCCGAGUGCAAUUAAUGCAAAAGAAGCCUUCAUCCUGUGUUUUGCCAUGUCAGCAUUUUACUUUGUGAUCUCUUUUGUCGUGUAUGAAUAACCGUUAUCUGUUUCGUGAAGAGUGACUGCUCAAUGUUGAAAUACUUAAAUUAUUUAUAAAUGUAGUGUCCUGUUAGAGGAUAUUAAGCUCCAUAUUCUUGCUGUUGGAAAAAAAAAUUCAGAUGUGAUUGUACUGCCACCUAGUGGACACCAGUUGUUACGUCAGUGUUUUACUAUUUUACUGGAUGCGGUAAAAACAUGGAAAAAAAUGUGUGCAAGUGCUUUAUUUAAAAACAUAAUAAAUGAAAAGAAAAACA
Messenger RNA from Conger conger (European conger), 4838 nucleotides. It is a transcript of the gene rgmb, whose product is annotated as repulsive guidance molecule BMP co-receptor b. Gene Ontology annotation, biological process: BMP signaling pathway. Gene Ontology annotation, molecular function: coreceptor activity. Lineage: Eukaryota; Metazoa; Chordata; Actinopteri; Anguilliformes; Congridae. The record is from RefSeq and is a predicted model, not a curated record. Bases 404 to 1693 code for a protein of 429 amino acids. The transcript has 3 exons. Gene Ontology annotation, cellular component: plasma membrane.